GGUAUGGAAUGAAUUACUAGGCUAUGAUUCGAUUGAGAUAGGUGGAGGUAGGGUGAGAAGGUACAUGUCCGCUCAGAUCUUCACCAGUCCCACCGCCCACCUAGGGUUUCUAACUUCCCUUAACGCCGCCACCCCCAUCGCCUUCCUUUGUCAUCGCCUCCUCGCGAUCUUCGCGCCUCCUUUUGUCGUCGCCCUCCUUCGCCGGGUUUCUUCGAUCGUCAUCUUCUUCUCCUCUGCGAACUUCUGGGAUCCUGCAUCUUCCGUUUAUUAGGCUAUGCUUCGAUUGAGAUAGGUGGAGGUAGGGUAAGGUAGGUAAAAUAUUCUGUUUCCGUGUUCCCAUUCUCCCCUUCUUCGAUUUUCUUUUCCGUUCUUGCGCAGCCAUCCCCAUCCCCAUCCUCCGGCGAUUCUUCUUUCCUCCGGCGAGGAUCCUUCUCUCCCACGGCGGAUUUCAGUGAUUGCCUGGAAUCUUGGGAAUAUAAAUACUCUGAUGUCAUGUGCUUAACCUUGAGAAUGCCUCAUGUGCUUGGCCUGGAACACCUCUACACUAUGAAUGGAUGAUACAUUUGUAAGUACCUGGUCCUGUUUCUGCAUCUGAUACGCUUAAGGACGACGAAGAAAACCAAAUUUAUUCAUCAUGCCUCAUAACUGAAUUGCUGGACAAGUUUAUGCUUCAUAAUCUUGGAAUUUUCGGGACAACUGAAUUGCUGCUGAUGGGAAUUGAUCCUCUUGGUCACUAAUUUAGCUCCCUCAAUCUUGGGAUGCUUGACCCUUGUAUCUGUUUGGAUCUUAUUUCUUUGUAAUGUCUUUGUUGUGAAUUUGUUUGUUUGUAAUACUUUGUGUGGUUCUAGGCUUUUAUUUUCUUUAUAUGCAUGUAACCAUUAUCAUGGUUAAGCAUUUAACAUUGAUGUAUUUGUAUGAUUUGGGUAAUAAUAAUAAUUUACAUGUUACCCU
Messenger RNA from Cuscuta campestris, 951 nucleotides. The record is from the annotation of a GenBank genome assembly. NCBI's taxonomy places the organism in Eukaryota, Viridiplantae, Streptophyta, Magnoliopsida, Solanales, Convolvulaceae.